UUCUGUCAAAGUCAGUUAUAUUUUGAGCGGCUUCUUGACCGGACUGCUUCUCGACGAUCAAAGACUAAACCAUCGUUACGGUCAAGCGGUUGUGAUACCACCCUUGUGUAUAAUGGCGCGUUUUGCUGCCACACUCGGUGUCAUCAUCCUGUCGGGAUUCAUCAACCUCACAGCAGCAAACAAAGACACUUGUGAUCUUCAUGCUGUAGUCGGACAGAGUCUGACUCUGCCGUUUGUCUACGAGGAACUGGCAAACUCACAUGUGCUGAGAUGGACUCAUAAUAGCACAAUCAUUUUAUACAGACAACAAGGCAAAGUGUCCGUUGGAAAGCCGGAGGACUUAUCUGCAACCGGAUCUCUUGUGCUGAAGAACCUGCAAUUCUCAAGUGCAGGGGAAUACCAAGCGAAGUUGUUGAAUCCCAACGGUACACUGGCUAAGUCAUGGACUGGUCGUCUCUGUAUGAUGGACAAGGUAUCAAAACCUCAACUCGCCUACAUUUGUGACCCCAAGUCUGGUGCCGUUAAUCUCAAUUGCCACGUAGCUAAUCCUCAGAGUUGGAUGUUCUCAUGGAUGCUCAAUGAAAAGACCUUAACCAGCGAGACAAGACCAACGCUGAGCAUUUCGCUUGCUCAGCUGAAAGGGGAGAUGAGCUUUACAUGUAGUGUGGCAAACAAAGUCAGCAAGGAAAAGAGUGACACUGUCCGCCCGAAUUGUAAAAGUCCACCACCACCACCAACAAUCUGUUUUAAAUCCAAAACUGUUGUCGCAGUGCUAGCAGGAGGAGCAGGUCUGAUUCUGUUGUUGCUCAUCAUAAUCAUCGUAUUAUGCAUCUGCCACAUACGCAUCAAAACCCAAAUGCGACGCAGGGAUGAAGGGGAGAUGAGGAUGCAUUCUCUAAACAAGCGAGUGCCUGACUCUAUCAGCCCAGAGUAUGAGACUAUGCUCCCAACUGAGGACUCUCCACCCCUGAGACACAAUCUUUCCCCCAUAGACUGUUACAAGAAUGUUUCUCAGCCUGAAGAGCAGACUGAAAACAGGCCCGCACAGCUGUCCACAGAUGCUGCAGGACAACCUUCACCUGUGCCGAAGCCGAGGACGAAGAGCCCCCAGACGACAAACAUCUGAAUCUACCUCCCUCUUUUUUUUUCUUUUUUUCGCGUUUUUAACGUACCAAAAUGAAAGAAAUUGAUUCAGAAAAUGUUCUAUUUCUGUUCCCAAUUUAAUAUUAUAUUCUAUCAAGACACGCUGUGGGCCCGGGAGGCAGAAUUGUAAGUAGUAGCAUCUUUAUUUACCCAGAAACAUUAAAUGUGAUAUCAUGCCUGAUCUAUGUUGAAGUUUUGUUGUUAGUGUUUUCAAUUUAGCCUUUAUAGAGGUGGGGGUAAAGGGUUGGUGGGGAAUAUAAAGGGGACUUAUCAGCUUUAUUAUGACUUGCAGUCAAUGUACUUCUGUCUUAUAGAUAAAGCAAUAAAAGCAUGAA
Molecule: messenger RNA, 1478 nt
Organism: Cyclopterus lumpus (lumpfish)
Lineage: Eukaryota; Metazoa; Chordata; Actinopteri; Perciformes; Cyclopteridae
Exons: 1
Coding region: 113-1126 (337 amino acids)
Source: RefSeq, a predicted model, not a curated record